AUGGCGCAAGCGGCCGAAGACAUGGAUUUCUGCACGUUGGGCAUGUUCAUCAUUGAUGAGAUCGAGUUCGCACCACCCAAGCCGCCCGUUAGGGACAUCCUCGGCGGUGCUGGUUCGUACUCAGCGCUGGGUGCGCGCAUAUUCUCUCCGCCCCCACGAUCCAAAGCAGUGGGAUGGAUUGUUGAUUGCGGAUCCGACUUCCCUGCUGCGCUUCGAGAGACCAUUGCUAGCUGGGAAACGGGUGUUCUCAUUCGCGAAACGCCCGAAAGAUUGACGACGCGGGGCUGGAACGGUUACGGCGAUAAUGAACACAGAGCUUUCCGUUACACGACCCCAAAAUUACGUCUUGACCACCAUGCGUUGGCUGAUACGCAGUUGCUCUGGUCCAAGUCUUUCCACCUCAUCUGCUCUCCACUGCGGUGCAUCGAUCUAGUGGAUAACAUCCUCGCACUGCGGAAUCAGUCCGGCCGUGCGCCGUCUCCUCGUCCGCUGUUCGUUUGGGAGCCAGUGCCUGAUCUCUGUAUUCCGGACGAGAUGCCUAAUUGCUUGCAAGCGCUUAGACAUGUUGACUGCGUCAGUCCCAAUCAUGCUGAGCUCGGUGGCUUUUUCGGAAGGGACACGAACGGCAAGGACCAUGUGAACUACCGUUUGAUCGAAGAGCUCUGCGAUGAAUGGCUGGAAAGCGGUAUUGGCGUGGAAGGGAAAGGUAGUGUCGUCGUAAGAGCUGGUAAAGAUGGCUGCCUUGUCACUCAGUCAGGGUCCAGAAAGUGGUUGCCUGCAUACCAUCAGCUGGCGCAAAACGUCGUUGACCCAACUGGCGGAGGCAACGGAUUUCUUGGGGGUUUAGCGGUGGGGUUAGUAAGAGGCAGAGGUGCUCCCGGGCUCAAGCGCAUCGAGGAGGCUGCCAUAUGGGGCGCUAUCUCGGCGAGCUUCGCCAUUGAACAAGUUGGCAUGCCCAUAUUAUCGCAUUCUCCACAGGGCGAGGAAACUUGGAACGGUGUUCUUGUCGAGGAUAGACUUUCAGAAUUCAAGGAAAGGCUGGGUAGAUAUAUACAGCCGUGA
This is a messenger RNA of Didymosphaeria variabile, 1062 nucleotides long. RefSeq lists its product as uncharacterized. The record is from RefSeq and is a predicted model, not a curated record. The transcript is spliced from 3 exons. Bases 1 to 1062 code for a protein of 353 amino acids. Lineage: Eukaryota; Fungi; Ascomycota; Dothideomycetes; Pleosporales; Didymosphaeriaceae.